AUGUGGCGCCCAGAAGACGUCGUGACGGCCCCCUUCGAGGCCGGCCUAGCCGCGUUCCAAUGGCUCGCCAACAAGGCUCUGGCCCCGCGCCCGCCGCCGUCGCAGAACGGGCACGCGCCGGCGGACCGCCCGCGCAUCGCCGUGGUCGGGGCGGGCAUCACGGGCGUGUCGGCGGCGGCGCAGUGUGUGGGCCACGGCUUCGGCGUGGUGCUCUUCGAGGCCGGCCCGCGCGGGCGGCUGGGUGGCAUCUGGACGGGCGUCAACGACUCGUCCAAGCUGCAGAUCCACUCGGCCAUGUACCGCUUCUACCCGGCGGGCGUCUGGAGCCGAUACGGGCUCGAGGGUAGGACUGUUUUCGACACCAAGGUGACGACGGCCUCGCAGGACGCAAAGAGCCGCUGGGUCAUCAACGACGAUCCUAGCCUCGGCCGCUUCGAGGGGCUCAUCGCCGCCGUCGGGGCAUGCGGCGAGCCAAAGAUGCCGCACAUUCAGGGCAUGGGCGACUUUGUGAGGGAGAUUUACCACUCAAGUCAGCUAUCGGACGACAAGUGGAUCAUCCCGCGCAACCUGCUCGUCGACGUGCUUCUCUCCUGGAACGUCCUGGGCCAGGAGACCGUCUUCUCGUGGGUCCCCGAGCUGCUGCUGCGCAAGCUCUUCUACCGCGACCUCGAGGAGCUGUCUCCACCAAAGGAUAAGGGCAUCUUCACCGACACCCCCAUGGUCAACUCGGAAGUCAUGCGCCACCUGCGCUCCGGCCGCGCCGAGUGGGUGCGCUGCGAUGUCGAAGGCUUUGUGAAGGAUGGUGUCGCCGUCAAGCAGCGCGCCAGGGGCGUGCCGGCCAGCGGGCCGGGGAAGGAGAGGCGCGUGGGCGCGGACGUGGUGGUGAUGGCGACUGGGUUCAAGCGGCCAUCGCUGGCGUUUCUGCCCGACGACUGCUUCGAGGACCCGUACGGCCCGCUGGACUGGUACCUCCAGGCGUUCCCACCCAUGCACCCGUCCGUGUGCGCCAUCAACUGCACCUACGUUUCCGCCAUCGGCACCGUUGGCAACUGGCACAUCGGCAUCUACACGCGCACGCUGCUCGUGUUCCUCGUGGACCCCUUCACGCGCCCGGCGCCCUGGUGGAUGCGGCGCUGGAUCGACAUGACAAAGGUGCUCAAGGCGGCCGGCCCCACGUCGGCCUUUGACUUCUUCACCUACCUGGAGCUCAUACCCAAUUGCGAGCGUGCUGGCGAGUCCAUGCGCCGGCAAGGCAUUUUUAGUGUUUUGCGCGACUGCUUCAUCCGAUUCUUCGUUGGACGGACUGUCUCCUCGGGCGCGAUUAGCCCGGCUACGACAGUCCCCCCCGGGCCUGACAGCCAACAAAAAAAAAUAGUCGAGGACAUCGACGCCGUCCUCCGGGCGCUCUGCCAGGGCGGCGCUGAAGAGCAGCAGGGCGCGAUAGAGGCCUACUUCCUGCCCGACGCCGCCUUCGCCCACCCCUUCUACCGCGUGCCGCGCUUUCAGCCGACGCGCGUGCCGGGAGCCCUCUUCCCGCGCCGGGAGCACGUCGUGUGCUCCCGCGACGCCAUCGCCGCCAUCUACCGCUGGUACCGCUUCCUGAGCCCGCGCAUCGACUUCCAGAUCGACUCUAGGCUCUAG
This is a messenger RNA of Gaeumannomyces tritici R3-111a-1, 1641 nucleotides long. RefSeq lists its product as hypothetical. The record is from RefSeq and is a predicted model, not a curated record. Bases 1 to 1641 code for a protein of 546 amino acids. The transcript has 6 exons. Lineage: Eukaryota; Fungi; Ascomycota; Sordariomycetes; Magnaporthales; Magnaporthaceae.